AUGAACGCCGCCGACGAGGACUUGGACAAUAAGCUCCAGAAAAUCUCUACCGAUCUCCUUGCGGAUCUCGACAAGGCGCUGGUCACAUAUCUGCGCAAGCCUGACGGCAGCAGCGGCACAAGAGUGAGAUCUCUUGUCCGCGCCCGAGAGGCAUUUGCCGCCAUCUGCGACGUGAUUGACAACUUCCAAGAGCUCCCUCAGCUGCUCGACCCGCAUCUCCCCAAAUGGAUCCCGUUUCUGGCCAAGUCGUAUCUGGAAGAUCUGACCGCGCCGCGUCGCAAACGCGACAGCAGCGCUAGGUCCAAGGCCCUGGUCCCCGUCUCCUUUGCCAUUGCCAAGAUCCUCUACACAUUUUGCAAGGUGCGCGGCGAAAAGGUCAUUGUGCGCUUCUUGAAUGGCGAGGCCAAGUACCUCGAGCUGCUGCUCUCCUCCAUCGAAGAGGCAGAGGCGCAAGCCGCCAGCGCGCCUGCGCUUGAUCCCAGCGACGCGCUGUUCACGUCUGCAAAGGGAUGGGAGUGGGAGCAAAGGUACAUUGUGCUACUGUGGCUCUCGCAUCUACUGUUUGCACCGUUUGACCUGGCGACCAUUUCCUCGGUCGAGUUUGAGGAGGACGCGGUGCCGCGAAUCGACGGGCUGCAGCUGCAGGAGAACCUGCCCGGCAUCACGCUGCGGAUCCUGCCGCUGGCCAUCAAGUACCUGGCCGCGGCCAGCAAAGAGCGCGACGCCGCCAAGGCACUGCUCGUGCGAAUGGCGAUGCGCAAGGACAUGCAGACUCUGGGUGUGCUGAACAGUCUGAUCAACUGGGGCAUUACCUCGCUCCGUCCGCAAAAGGGCGUCGAACCGCGCCCGGCCUACUUUUAUCUGGGCGUGCUUUCCUUUCUCGCUGGAGUUUUGCGCUCGUCGUCUGAAACUUCAGACUUGGACGCGCAUCUCUCCUUGAUCUUCAAUGCCGUGCAUGCUCUCACCCUAAACGAUACUGAUGUAUCCAAGGCUGUCAAUGCGCUGGCGUUGGCGCGGAAGAUGAUCAUCAAGGUCAUCCGCUCGGUGGUUGUUACGUAUUUGCGCGGCAGCAGACAGGACAUGCAGAGCAUGGAAAUCACGGAAACUGCGAUUGGAUAUCUGCUGGACAGCCUGUCGGACAAUGACACGCCUGUGCGCAUGUCGGCAAGCAAAUCUUUGAGUGUCAUUACUCUUAAGCUUGACCCUGACAUGGCCUCCCAGGUUGUCGAGGCCGUUCUUGAGUCGCUCAACCGCAAUGUGCUGUGGAACAAGGAAGAGAUCAAACAAGGCGCACGACCUAUGCGUGAUUUGUCGGCAGUCAACCAUUUGGAGUGGCAUGGCCUAGUCCUCACGCUCUCCCACCUUCUGUACCGGCGCUCACCACCCGCGAAGCAGCUGUCGGACAUUAUACACGCAUUGCUACUCGGACUAUCCUUUGAGCAGCGAUCUCUGGCUGGCACCAGCGUCGGCGCCAACGUUCGCGAUGCUGCAUGUUUUGGCGUCUGGGCCAUCGCUCGUCGCUACACGACCGCCGAACUACUCGCCGUUCCAACCCACUCGGUAUUCGCAGCCAAGGCGCACCCGCCGGACAGCUCCAUCAUCCAAGUCCUUGCCACGGAGCUGGUGACCGCGGCCUGUCUCGACCCCUUUGGAAACAUCCGCCGCGGCUCCUCGGCCGCUCUGCAGGAGCUCAUUGGCCGCCACCCAGACACUGUUGAGCAAGGCAUCUCAGUCGUGCAGAUUGUAGACUACCACGCUGUCGCCAGACGCUCGAGGGCUAUCCAGCAGGUAGCUUCGAAUGUGACGCGGCUUGCCCGCCAAUAUGGCGACUCUCUUCUUCAUGGCAUUCUAGGCUGGCGCGGCGUCGGUGAUAUGGAUGCCCCGUCUCGGAGAGACUGCGGAGUCGCGUUUGGAGUUCUCACUAAAGUGAUGGGCGAACAUUCGGUAUCAAACAAUCUCUUUGAAACAUCUAUCAAUAUGGUGCUGGCCAGACUCCAGGGAUUGGCAACAAGAAAAGUUGAAGAGCGGCAUGGUUUGCUGUUGUGUCUAUCUUCGGUUCUUGACCAAUUUUCAAGGUUCGAAAGCUCUGGAGGAGCGGGCACCGAAAUGGGCACGGUCACCGCAGUCUCAGAAGUCUCUCGUAUCCUGCAGGAUUGCCACGAUACAACGUAUAGGCGGCCAGAGCUCAUCGCGGAGGCAGCGAGCCGAGUCACUGUAUCUACCACGCCUCUUUUACAAGCGUCAAUCGGCUACAACACGCGAGAUGAAGUCCUCGAGUCUGGAGCGAAACUUCUCUCCCCUAGCAGUUCCGGCAUGAAGGUCAUCAAAUUUCUUCAAAUCGUCCGCAAGAACGUGCCACGAAGUACCACUAUGGCAGAAUUCGCCGAGAAGCUCAAAAGUCUCAUUGCCACAUGGCUUGAGUUUUCCGAGCCAGAGACUGUCGACGCGUCAUCCUCUGCAGCUCUGCUCCUGCUGAUCAUCUCUACCGACGAGGACCGCACCCGGCUGCUGCUAGAAUGGGCCAAGCUCGUGCAAUACCGCUCCGCGAGCAGCGCCACCACCAUUGGCCAGGCCUACUUCCACGCGCUGGCCAUGGCGCAGCCGCUGGCACAGGCAACCUCGCAGCACGGCGAGUGGGACGACGUGGUGAGCGAGGCCUUGGUCGCGCGCUGGCUCGCCGACCGGCAGGUGGACACGCGCGUGGCUCUGCUGCAGAGUCUGGUGCGCACGCGUCUGCUACGCAGCAAACCGCUCGCGUUCCUGCCGCUGCUGGUGGACGGCCUGAAUGACUACACGACAAACGCGCGCGGCGAUGUCGGCUCGCAGGUACGCGUGCAGGCGCUCAAAGCGGUCCAGGUGCUGUGGGCACAGAUCAGCGAGGCAACUGGGGAAGAAGACUGGGUGGUGCAAUCGGUGCAAAAGCUCUUCUACGCAACCUUGCGCCUGUCGGUAGAGAGGCUGGACAAGGUCCGUCCGGAAGCGCAGUUGGCGCUGUCAUUGACUAUACAAAGGAGCGAAACAAACAACCUCGAUCAACUCUCCGCCUCUUCAGAGCAGUACUUUACGACGCUGCUCGAGCUCCUCUCCUACGGCAAGCUGCACAAGUCCGUCGCCGCCAUCGCCACGUCUGAUCCCGUAUCCUGGACCUCGCAGCUCAUGGCCGGUCUCGUCACGUCGGCCGACACGGGUCAGGAGGACCUCAUCAUCACCAGCCGCGCCGCUCUCGUCGCCUUUUGCCAGGCCGCGCCCGACCACCUACGGCAGGUGUGCGGCGCGCUCGUCCACAACCUCGGGGCCUACCUGUCCGAAGACCGCGUCGUCGUGCCGACUCUCGAGGUGAUUGCGUAUCUCUUCCACGCAGGCCUUUUCCAGCGCUGCGCCGGCACCACCGACUACACGGUCAGUCUGCGCAGCCUGUGCCUGCAGACGCAGCGGGCCGGCUACAAGACAGGCAAUGUGCGCAAGAUUCUUGCCUGCGUCAAGGUGUACGGCUGCGUGGCGGCCAUGGCGGAGACGGCGGAGCAGGGGCCGCCCGAGGCGAGGAAGAGGCUUGGCGCGCUCAUGUUUCAUCCGUGGCCGCGGGUGCGCAUGGCGGUGAUUGACGAGCUCUGGGGGCUGAUGGGGAGUGGCGAGGACGGCGCCGGCGCGGAUGUGCUCCUGGGUGUGGAUUGGGGGAAAGCGGACAAGGCCAGCGUAAAGGCCGUGGUGGAGGAGCUGCAGCUGGUGUAG
This is a messenger RNA of Beauveria bassiana ARSEF 2860, 3729 nucleotides long. Its product is annotated as tubulin-specific chaperone D. The coding region runs from base 1 to 3729 and encodes 1242 amino acids. Gene Ontology annotation, biological process: post-chaperonin tubulin folding pathway; microtubule cytoskeleton organization; tubulin complex assembly. The transcript has 3 exons. The record is from RefSeq and is a predicted model, not a curated record. Gene Ontology annotation, molecular function: beta-tubulin binding; GTPase activator activity. NCBI's taxonomy places the organism in Eukaryota, Fungi, Ascomycota, Sordariomycetes, Hypocreales, Cordycipitaceae.